GACAGCAUCUGCACUAUACUACGUACAAACUGAUGGAAAGUCGAUAGACGAGGAGUAAUCUCUUAUUUCUAGUCCGAUACUGUACAUUAAGACCAUUUAUUCUUGGCACAUUCGGUUUUUUAACUAUCAACUCAACUCAACAUGUAAGCGCUGCUGGUACCCAGACAUACCCGACGAUUCAUCUUGUGGUGUUUUAACUGUUGCCAACAUGAUUCCGCCAGCGAACAUGAUUCAGGACGACAUGAUGAGCAAGGAGAACGAAAGGGAGCUGCGUGAGCCUCAGUCCCCCACAUUCAUCAGCCAGCAGGAGUCCAAGUUGCAGAGGUUAAAGCGUUCACUGUCCUUCAAGACCAAAAGUCUUCGCAGCAAAAGUGCUGAUAAUUUUUUCCAACGGCCCAUCGAGAAUGCAAAGUUUCAAAGCGACCUACUCUCUGAUGUCAGCAGCAGCACGGGUCACCUGAGCACCAUUGGCGUGUCCGUCUCAGCCCCUCCAGCGAUGUCCCUUCCUCCAUCCCCCCCUCCGCUGCCCCCUGUGAUCCCGGGCAACCUGCCCAUCACAAUAUGUUCUCCAUCCCGUGCCCCCCGCCAGACAGACCCUAACGCACACACCUUUCUAGAGCACAUCUUCAAGAAGCCCCACUUUUGUGAUGUCUGCAACCACAUGAUUGUAGCUUGCCAAGGUGGAGCAGGCAAGGUGUUUGGCACCAAUGCUAAGCUGGGCCUCCGGUGCAAAGCCUGCAAGAUGGGUAUCCACCAUAAGUGCCUGGAUGGAGUUGGACAGCAGAGAUGCAUGGGGAAACUGCCCAAAGGUUUUCAAAGAUAUUCAAGCUCCCCUAUGCUAAUUCAGGAACAGUUUGGCUGCAUCAGGGAGGUUAUGCCCAUUGCCUGUGGCAGUAAAGUUGACCCAGUUUAUGAGACACUGAGAUUUGGAACCUCUCUGGCACAAAAGACUAAGCGGACCAGUGGAUCGGAGUCGCCACAGAGAAACUCAACCAGUGAUGUAGCUCAGGUACCAGAAGAGAAGUCCACCCAAAGCAGCAGAGCUCAACUCGUCAGGAAGCCCAGUGACAAUGUUUUUAUGCCUUUGGAGAAUGGAACAGAACAUUUUCAUGUUGCUGAGAGGAAAUCAGAAGGCUCGCCGUCAAACAGAGAGUUGAAGAGGGCCCCCCUGCAGCUCAAUACUUAUGUGGCUUUGUUCAGAUUUACCCCACAAGACAGCCAAGACCUGGAAAUGAGACCUGGAGAUCGAAUAAUCCUGGCAGAUGAUUCCAAUGAUGAUUGGUGGAAGGGUAUAAUCGAGGAUAGGAUAGGUUAUUUCCCAGCAUCCUUUGCGCAUCAGGUGAAGGUGGGCGACAGGGUAUUUAGAUGUAAUCGAACCUUUAUUGGGUGUAAGGAACAAGGGCAGAUCACCUUGAAAGAGGGGCAAAUUUGUGUCAGCAGUGAGGAGGAACACAAUGGCUUCAUCAGAGUAGACAGUGGGAAAAAGAGAGGAUUCGUGCCCUGUGACGUCCUGGAGAAUAUAUGAAGUGAAAGAUUAGAGAGAAGUGAGUCGUGGAAGAAUAUAUGAAGUGAAAGAUUAGAGAGAAGAGAAGUGAGUCGUGGAAGAAGGCUGAUGGCUCAAGCACUGCCUCUGUGAAUAUUUGAAUGAACUACAAGGCCACCUGAAAGUACAGGGAUGAUCUGUGUAUGGUGAGCAGACACUGAAGGGGUCUCAGGAGGGAUCAGAACACCGACAAAUGAAGGACAGAUGUGUUUCUCAUUAAUUGCUGAAUGUAUGUGUCAUUUGGUAAUUUUCCUUGUUCGAGAGAAUUAUGUGUUUUCUGUUUUUAAUUUAUUGAAUGUUAGGUCAUUAACUGCAGCAGUUUUCGCUACCUGUAAAAAUGUUCACUAUAGCAUCAUAAGUCACUUUGGCCUGCUUUGAGGUAUCUUUAUUGUUAAAGGUGAAGUGUGUAAUUUCUCCACCAUUAGUGUCACCAAACAGAAUAAUUAAUUAAAAAAUAAUCAAGUGAUUCCGGAACACUUCCUCUGUCUACUGUUGGUCGAACUAACAGAAAGACCUGUACCAAACUUAUGCCAUUUGAUUGAGCCAAUGUUGCUGUGUUGGGCUGGUCGGGAUGCUCAUUCAAAGCAAUGUUUUGAUAGCGCCACAGUGUUUACACUUUUCGAGGAAGUAAACCUUAAAAUGGCUUAUUUCUAAUUGUCUCUCCAUUUAAACUGGGAUAAAAAAACAUUGGAAAAUUACAUACUUCAACUUUAAAGAAAUAAACAGUAUUUUAUGCUUCAAGUAUUUUCAUAAAAUCCAUUACAUGUCUGAUUCUUUUUAUGUAAUAUGUUUUGUUAAGAAAUGUUGUUUUUCAAUGGUAAAAUAAUUUUGCUGCUGUCAGUGACACACAAAUUUGAAUUUGACAGUUUUGUUUAAUCUGCAGUACACAAAGCGCUGUGAUCCACCUGUGCUUUAUAAAAGUAGAGCAGAAUGUGAUGAAAACAACUCAUUCACAGAGAACUGAUCGUAUUUCAAUUCCGUUCAGAUUCUUUAAGAGUUUUUUCACAUGGUACUUCAGAAAUCAAAGGCUUCUAAAAAAAACAACAACAAAAAAACCUUUGAACAAACUCAUCCUUGGGUAUGAAAAAACAAUGGGGAUUAAAGGAGAAUCAAAGAACAUGCCAGGUCUGUAAGAAAGAUCUCUUCAUGUUAUAAAUGUCCUGCACAGCUGUCUUUAUUUCUUAAACUUAUGAUAUGUGUUACAUGUCAUCCGUACUGAUUAUCUUUAUGAUUAAGUAAACACAAAGCAUUAUAUUGUUUAAUUUUAGGGAUGAAAAAUACCAUUUUGAUGUUCAAAUUUUGAAUAUUAAAAACUAAAUGAAGCAGAGAUACGUAGAUAUUUGCUGCACUGGUAAGGCAGAUAUGAAUGAAGAACAUAAAGUCAUUAAAGUUAAGAUUUUAGGUUUAAUUAUUUAUUUAUUUGGGACAAGUCAUGGAAGUACUAGUCAUCACGAAUUGUCCGUUCUAAAUGAUACAUAAUCUCUGUCUCUUGGUAAGAUGUCUUGUUGAGCCGUUUCUACAUAAUUUAACUCAUCAUCAUGUCUAGUCUUUUGAUAAUAUUUCAGUUUGAGCUAAAUGAUGUUGGCUGAAUGUACAGUCUCAAUGACGAUAUUAUGAUAUUGUUUAUAUACUUUCUGUACAGAA
Messenger RNA from Myxocyprinus asiaticus (Chinese sucker), 3187 nucleotides. It is a transcript of the gene stac, whose product is annotated as SH3 and cysteine rich domain. The coding region runs from base 209 to 1525 and encodes 438 amino acids. Gene Ontology annotation, molecular function: transmembrane transporter binding. Gene Ontology annotation, cellular component: extrinsic component of cytoplasmic side of plasma membrane. NCBI's taxonomy places the organism in Eukaryota, Metazoa, Chordata, Actinopteri, Cypriniformes, Catostomidae. The transcript is spliced from 12 exons. The record is from RefSeq and is a predicted model, not a curated record. Gene Ontology annotation, biological process: positive regulation of voltage-gated calcium channel activity; positive regulation of protein localization to plasma membrane; skeletal muscle contraction.